Caenorhabditis bovis is the source of this 867-nucleotide messenger RNA. NCBI's taxonomy places the organism in Eukaryota, Metazoa, Nematoda, Chromadorea, Rhabditida, Rhabditidae. The record is from the annotation of a GenBank genome assembly.
AUGAGUGAGGCUUGGAUUACUUUGGCAACAAAUGAUAGCUAUGCGAAUGGCGCAUUGACCCUUCAUCAAUCACUCAUCGAAUCGAAGACGACGCGAAGAAUCCAUUGUCUCAUCACAAAUGACGUUUCUCCAAGUGUGCGCGAACAGUUGGAAGCGAAAUUCGACGUUGUCACACUCGUUGAUGUUUUCGACAGUCGCGAUUCCGUGAACCUUGAGCUCAUCGGUCGCCCCGACUUGGGUGUCACAUUCACCAAACUCCACUGCUGGCGCCUCACCCAGUACACCAAAGCAGUUUUUCUCGACGCUGACACAAUGGUGCUGCAGAACAGCGACGAGUUGUUCAGCCAUCCCGACUUCUCCGCGGUCGCUGACAUCGGAUGGCCGGACAUGUUCAAUUCCGGCGUCUUCGUCUUCUCGCCAUCUCUCGAAACUUACAAAGCUCUCGUGGCUCUUGCCGUCUCAAAAGGAUCAUUCGAUGGCGGUGAUCAGGGACUUCUCAACGAGUAUUAUUCCAAUUGGCGCGAUUUGCCAUCGGCUCACCGUCUCCCGUUCAUUUAUAACAUGACGGCCGGUGCGUUCUACUCGUACGCGGCGGCGUUCAAACGAUUCGGUCCCGCCACGAAAAUCGUGCACUUCAUCGGAGCCACGAAGCCGUGGUCAUCGGGAAGUGACACCAUCCAUCAGCAUCAGCACUACCGACAAUGGCAUCAAUUCAGUGAAAAAGCUCACGCUCCGUUUACGGCUCCGCAUGAACAAUUUGAUGAUAAGAAUGCUCGCCGUGAAGCAUGGGAGGCAGGAAAUCCGGACUACCUUGGAAAAGACGCAUUCGCUAACAUCAAGAAGGCACUCGACAAGAGCCUUGAAUAA